AUGAAAAAUCAAAAUAAUGACAAGAUAAGUAAUCUGAAGGAUUUGGUGCCCUUCUAUAAGAAAGACAAUGAAAAACUGAACGAAAAUACAGAAGGUAUUGUGUAUUCAGUAAAAAAGAAAUUUAACUUUAUCAAGGAAAAAGGGGAAACCACAUUUAAUAAGUAUGAAAACACUAAGAAAAAUUUAGACCUCCUUAAUCGGGAAUUAAAACUGAACAAAAUUUCCCUAGUGCAACAAAAAAUUGAACACGAGGAACUAAAAUCGAAAAAUGAAGACAUAUUAAACAAAUUCGAAAAUCUCAAGCAUUCUAAGUAUACAUACCAAAUAAUGUUACAAAGGGUUAAGAAAGAAAAAAAGAUGUUAUACUUCUACUUGAACUCCUUAGAAAGAACAGUUACGAGUCUUAAAAAUAGUGAACGACAACUUCAUAACACCAUUCAAAAAAUUACAUCAGAAAAUAAAAAUUUGAAAAAAUCUAUCGAUGAGAAAAAAACGGAACUUGUGAAAGCGAAAAAUAAAAAUGAAGAAAUACUCAAAUAUAUGAAUGUCAAUAAGGAGCAUAGCAAUAUACUAAGGAUACGAAGGGAAAUGAUCAACGAAUACAAAAACAACAAACUGCACAACGCAGAUAUAGCUUUCAUGGUGAAAGAAAAAAAAAAAUUCAAGAAACUUCUCAUUUACUACUUGUUAUACAACAAUUACUUAAAACUGAGCGCGUCCAACAUCUUUGAAAAUGCAAGCAACAUAUAUGCCACAAUAUCCAAGCUGAGGGAAGCAACCGGAGUUACGGAUAUUUAUGACAUAAAUCAAAAGUUUCUAGACAUUGAAAAUAAAAAAAAUUUGUUGCAAAAGGAGGAAGAGUCAUCACAGAAGAAGCUCGAAGAUGCCAUUAAAGAAUAUAUAACCCUAAAUAAUGAAAUUAUAAACACAUUUUCAGAGGACAAAAAUAUAUUAAAGAAGAAAAUUCAAAAUGAGAAGGAAAAGAUAUCAGAGGAUAUGUAUGAUCUGUACAAGCUUGUCUUCGCAAGUGAAAAGGAACUUGAAGACAUUAACAUCAAGAUGGACAAAAUAAAAAAGUUCUUAGAGAAACAAAAUAAUUACUUUAACUCAAUUAAUAUGGAGGAAAAAGUUGAAUUUCACUCCAAUGAAGAUAUGCUACAGUACAUAAAAAAUUUAAAGCUAGUAAUAGAAAUACUCAUGCGGAUAACUCAGAAAAACCGAGAAAAUGGAAAUAUCAGCAGAUCCUAUAAAUCAUUGGAAUUCCUAGAAAUUAUAAAGUUGUACAAAAACGUUGACUUCCAUAAGAAUAUGUGCAGAGUUGAUGAUUCCUUGGACCUUGAGAAUACUAUAAAACUUGGUACACAUUUUUAUACUGUGGGGGAUCAUUUAUGCAAACAUUCACCAAUACGUUCUAUGGGUUUAUGUAUAUAUACAAAUAUAUAUACAUACAUAUAA
Plasmodium gonderi is the source of this 1455-nucleotide messenger RNA. RefSeq lists its product as hypothetical. The transcript is spliced from 16 exons. The record is from RefSeq and is a predicted model, not a curated record. Bases 1 to 1455 code for a protein of 484 amino acids. Lineage: Eukaryota; Apicomplexa; Aconoidasida; Haemosporida; Plasmodiidae.